CGGCCCSUGGGGAGCGGCGGGGGCUCCGCGGYGCCUCCGCCCGCCCCGUGUCCCCACUACGCCCCCCGGGGAGGGGCCGAGCGGGCGGGCCCCGCUCACCGCCCCGCCGAGCCCGUGGGCAGGGCGCCGCAGUCGCCGCGUCCCGCCGGGAUGGAUGGGCGGUUUUCAGGCGAGGCGAACGCGAGCAGCUUCGCCGACGAUGUGCUGCGCGUCUUCGGGGCCAACCACAGCCUGUCUGCCGGGCAGCUGUCGGCGCUGCUGCAGCGGCUGGGCGCCUCGGCGGCCCUGGGCUCGGAGCUGCCGCUCGCACACCUGCACCACAACCAGUGCCUGAGUAGUGAAGAAAUCUUUUUUUUGCAUGGGAUACCGAACAACAGUCACGUAACAAAUUCCAGCUUCUCUACAAUAUGUCCCGCCGUUUUGCAGCAGCUGAUUUUUCACCCAUGUGACCAUCAGGAAAGCUUUGUGGACGCAUCUAAACCAAAUUCUUUACAAGUUUGGGGAUUUGGGUUCCUGGCUGUGACUAUCAUUAACUUUGCAUCGCUUCUGGGAUUGAUUUUAACUCCUCUCCUAAAGAAGUCAUAUUUCCCCAAGGUUUUAACUUACUUUGUGGGUUUGGCCAUUGGUACUCUCUUUUCUAAUGCAAUUUUCCAGCUCAUUCCAGAGGCAUUUGGGUUUGACCCGAAAGUAGAUAACUACGUUGAGAAAGCAGUUGCUGUGUUUGGUGGAUUUUAUAUUCUYUUCUUUGUGGAAAGGAUUCUUAAGGUGAUACUAAAGCUCUAUAACCAGACUGGCCACAGUUACUUUGAAAAUGGAGAAGAGAAUCAUUCUCAGGAUAAGACUAACCCAUCCAAAGCACCAUCAUCCAGCAAUGGGGGMACGUGUUAUGCAAAUGCAGCUGUCAUAGAGAGCAAUGGAAAUCUUGGUUUUGACAGCAUCAGUGUUGUCUCAGCACAGGAGGAAGCCACCCAAAGUGGUUUAUGCAAGUGUCUUAAGGGGCGUCCGCUGUCCAAGAUUGGGACCAUUGCUUGGAUGGUGACACUGAGUGAUGCUGUGCACAAUUUCAUAGAUGGCUUGGCCAUUGGUGCUUCCUUCACUUUGUCUCUGCUUCAGGGGCUUAGCACCUCCAUAGCCAUCCUGUGUGAAGAGUUUCCUCACGAGCUGGGGGAUUUUGUCAUCCUGCUUAAUGCAGGGAUGAGUACUCGGCAGGCUCUGUUUUUCAAUUUCCUGUCAGCGUGUUCUUGUUACAUUGGCUUGGCCUUUGGAAUAUUAGUAGGCAACAACUUUGCUCCCAACAUCAUCUUUGCUAUAGCUGGGGGMAUGUUCCUGUACAUCUCUCUGGCAGAUAUGUUCCCAGAGAUGAACGAUAUGCUGCGGGAGAAAGUGACGGGAAGAAAGUCGGAUCUUACGUUCUUCCUUAUUCAGAAUGCUGGUUUACUGACGGGCUUUACUGCCAUCCUGAUGAUUACCUUGUAUGCAGAAAAUAUCGAGCUGUGAUAGCACGGGUGGACACGGAAUCAGCRUUGGAGACAUCGAGUGCAUUGCAGAUGGAAGACACUUGAAAUCCAUAAAGGGACAUUCAUUUAAUCUGCUGGGUUUUGGAACGGUGGCAAAGCCCKUCCUGUCCCUCUUGCCCCAAAUACAAGAAAUUCUUCUUUAGGACUUGCUGUUGAUCCAAACAGAAGGAGCUGUCAGCUUCUGUACAAUGCCAAAAAAAAAUCAUGCUAAUAUUUUUAUUUCUACUUAAAAAUUAUCAGACAUAUCGGAACUGUCGUAGAGAAGGGUGUUACUUGGCCAGUAGAAUUAUGCAAUUACAUGCAACUC
Messenger RNA from Malurus melanocephalus (red-backed fairy wren), 1824 nucleotides. RefSeq names its product solute carrier family 39 member 8 (gene SLC39A8). Gene Ontology annotation, molecular function: zinc ion transmembrane transporter activity. Gene Ontology annotation, biological process: zinc ion import across plasma membrane; intracellular zinc ion homeostasis. NCBI's taxonomy places the organism in Eukaryota, Metazoa, Chordata, Aves, Passeriformes, Maluridae. The record is from RefSeq and is a predicted model, not a curated record. Gene Ontology annotation, cellular component: membrane. Bases 151 to 1497 code for a protein of 448 amino acids. The transcript has 8 exons.